Colletotrichum scovillei is the source of this 3556-nucleotide messenger RNA. RefSeq lists its product as uncharacterized. The transcript is spliced from 2 exons. NCBI's taxonomy places the organism in Eukaryota, Fungi, Ascomycota, Sordariomycetes, Glomerellales, Glomerellaceae. Gene Ontology annotation, biological process: regulation of DNA-templated transcription. Gene Ontology annotation, molecular function: zinc ion binding; DNA-binding transcription factor activity, RNA polymerase II-specific. Bases 1852 to 2940 code for a protein of 362 amino acids. The record is from RefSeq and is a predicted model, not a curated record.
GCAGAGUUGUGGGUGACCCUGCUUGCUGGAUAUAAGAUGUGGUCGGCUGUUCCGUCUGAUUGGGAUCCCCCUACACCGGAGUCAGAAGCUAUUCAUGUUUCGAAUCGGGGACCUUGAUCAACAUCACAGGUCUAACUCCGCCGACCUGACGUCGAUACCUACUCUACAUACCUUCAGCGUCAGUGAUCUGAUGUAGAGGAUUCUUUUUUAAAAAGACCAUCUCGACCCGGAAACAUUCCAUCGAUCCAGACUGUUUAUUACCUCCAAGGCAACAGCAUUACUUCUAGUCGAAAUAAGAACCCCUAGGUCUCAUCUUACACACCAAGAUUGAAGAGAAUCAUAUCUUGUUACACCAACAAGCAGCCUAGAAAGACAAGCCAUCCACCACCAGUCUACCACCACAUCCACAUAUCCUCUCCCGCAUCCACCCGCCCGCAAAAGCAUUUAAGGACUUUGGUGACGAAUAAGAGAAAAAGGAGACCAAGAAGAACGAAAGGCCCCAAGACCCUGGAACAGCACAUAGCACACAACAGGGUCGGCAAUAAGAUCCGCUCGAGACACGUCCGCCAUUCUGCAGUCAGCAAUCCGCCGUAUCAACAGCGGGAAGCAGCAACAAAAUAAGCCGUACUUUACACAAGCAGCGACCGGCUUGCAAAUCAAAUCCCAAUCCCUAUCCCUAUCCCUAUCCUCGCCGUCCAGUUCUCUGAACUCCGCAGCGGACUUUACCUCCUCGCGGCUAGCUCUUGGGACCAGAAAGAAAAAAGGCUGCUAGCGCGCUGCUACUACCAGCUACAUCCCACAACUUGGCUACGUACCAGACGUACUUUUGAUACACGACGGUGGCCAGUUGACCACACACACUCUCCAAAUUGAGCACAAAACGGAACCAGGAUUCCUUCUUGAGGCCGUCUCAUUUUCAUAACUACUGGGCCCGCCCGCGCACUCGGACAUAAAGACGUCGCCGACCGUUAAUGCCACCCGCAGCAGGCCAGGCCAGCAAACCCACACCCACGCUCACGCCCACGCCCACGCCUACACCACCACCUACCUAUUCGUAAGGUACCUACCUGGUCCUACGAAUACCUACCCAACGCACCGCAUCCGCACUCGCUCCAGCUCCAGCUCUAGCUCCAGCUCCUCCAGCAGCAGACUCUCCCCGACAGAACUCCCCUAGUCUGCCCUGUCUGCCCUCCACUGUACCCGUCGUACCGCCGUACUUGCAUCGUAAAGGUACGGGGCAAAGUACCGCACCAAAACGACCAGCAUCAGCACCAAGCACCCGCAACGCACACACCCACCCCCCCCUGCCUAUCCUCUCUCUUCUCCUCUCUCCUCAACCUCCACUGCUUGCUUGCUCUGCCCUCCUUAGCAUUGCGAGCGACCGAACUCUAUCAACCCCAAAAGCUUCCGAGGCCUUUUCCCUGCGCAUCACAUAAUCUCGCGCGCGCACAUUAGACGCACCCCGUCUACUCCCCGUCGUCUCCCCGUUGCUGCUCGACAUUAAUAAUUUGUCUACGCCCUCCAUCCCAGUACCUUGCCGUGCUUACUGUCCCGCCCUCUUGACCCUAGCGCCGCGGACUCUUGGCUGUGUCAUCCCGACUCUUUUACCUUUUUGGUUUAUUCUUCUCUUUAACUGGGUCGACUUCGUUCUCGCUAUCCUAUAUAGUUCACUUACACGCCUCUCACCUCCCUCACCCACAGACUUAUACGCACUUUGCCCCUCGGUCUACAUCAACAACAUCUUCCCCUUCCACACAUCGCCACACCUUAUCCUUCCUUACUACUAUAACAACAACAACUACUACUAUUCCAUACUAUCCCAAUAACUAGUAAUCAUUCACCACCACCACAAUGGGAAGCGGCCUACCCACACCUCCCUUGGAGGACCAAAAAUCCAGAAAGAGCUCCUCCUCCAGCUCCAAGUCUAUCAAGCCCAACCGCCAUACUGCCAAGCGCGCCAGCCCUCACAACGCGACACAACAUCACGAUCAUAACUCUCAAGCCAUGUCUGCCGAUGGACGUCACAAGAGAGUAUGGAAGGCUUGCGAAAGGUGCCGUAUGAAGAAGACCAAGUGCGACGGAGAAUUCCCCUGCAAAAGGUGUAAGGACGAUGGUCUUGUCUGCACCGCCGGCGUUCGCAAGAAGACGGAAUACAAGCAGCUACCCAGAGGCUACGCCGAAGUUCUCGAGCACACCCAAUUCGCCCUCAUUGCCACCGUCCACAAGUUGUACUCCAUGGUUAGGAACCAACAACAAUGGGACCUUGGCGAGCCCGAGCUCAACGAUAGAGGACAACCCGUCAUCCACAACAUUGCCCAGAAGCUUGGAUGUAUCCGCCCCAACAGCGAUAUCGACUUGCCAGUUCACUCGGUGUUCCCUGAGGAUGAGGCGGGCUUGGCCGAGUUGGCGCGCCAACUGGAGGAACAGCAAAAGGAACGCGAUGUUGAGAAGGCCAUGAAGGUCGAGGUCGAUUCUAACUCAAGUUGCGAGCGUUCAGACCGCGCAAGCUCCUCCGACAUUGAUCACUCGGAAUUCGAGGCCGACUACCGCAAAGCUGUCUUUGGCGGCCACAACAACCCCAUGACCAUGUCUCCGCAAAGCUUCUCUACCGGAUACACUGAGUUUGACGUAGACUCAGUUGCCUCGCCCAUCGAUCCCACCGCCGCCAUGUUCCAGCAAAAUCAGUCACCGCCCAUGAACGCUUACCAACAAUGGAAUAUGCCCAGGCAAUCAGCACCCUCUUCAAUGGAUCUCGCUCAGCAAUUCUUCCAACAUCCCGCCGCUCUCACCAACAUGGAUAUGCUUAACCAAGGCCUGAUCGAGUCAGAAUUCGGCACUAUCAAGCCCCACGUUCUCAACUGUCCGAAUCCGGAAGUCAUGAUGGGAAUGGGCGACCCGAUGAUCUACGGAGGCUAUGACGGCGAGCCAAUGCGACUGUAACCCCCAUCAUUCCAGCCACUGAGCAUUUCGAGUACGGAUCAUGAGUUAUAGAGUUGGGGGCUUUCGGUCGGGCUACGGCCAUCAGGCGCACAGAAGACAUUGGGGUCAUUGGGUUUUGCGAUUUUAUGGGAUUUUCAACGAUACACCGCGAAGGCGUUGCUUUUUCUGGGAAAGGACCCUCCCCACAUCUCGCGAGAGAGAGAAAAAGGCGUAUGACGGUUAUUUUUUGGGUGGUUUGAUUUUUAUGUUUUAUUUGGUCAAGCUCGGAUGAGGUUAAUCGCCACCGUUCAAUGUAUUCGGGGGCAAUAGUGAGCGGGAAACGGCCUUUAGGGAAGAAGGAUUUAUUAGCAUUGAGGCGAACGAUUUUUCAUGUUACGACGACACCAAAAAUCGAAACCAUUGUAUCAACUUUUUCUGAUCAUGUUUAUUUGGCUUGUGUGAUUUUGCUUUGGGAUGAGCUUUAGAGAAAGAGUUUAUCUUACCGCCCACCCCCCUCCUUUCACAGAGUUGGGACGAGGACAAGCUUGCAUAAAGCUGAGCCGGGGGUAGAGGUCAAAGUACCUCAAUGUAAAAAAAAACAGAUACAGAAUACCACCACUCUUCGAGUCAACAGAAC